This is a messenger RNA of Vitis riparia (riverbank grape), 1251 nucleotides long. Its product is annotated as probable inactive leucine-rich repeat receptor kinase XIAO. Lineage: Eukaryota; Viridiplantae; Streptophyta; Magnoliopsida; Vitales; Vitaceae. Bases 1 to 1251 code for a protein of 416 amino acids. The record is from RefSeq and is a predicted model, not a curated record. The transcript is spliced from 2 exons. Gene Ontology annotation, molecular function: protein binding.
AUGCGUUCUCUGGGACAUGUUAUUCCAAUUGAGGUCUCAUGUUUGACGAAAUUGGUUACUAUUGAUUUCUCUGUGUUUUACCUUGGAGUUCCUACGCUGAAACUUGAGAACCCAAAUCUAAGAAUGCUGGUUCAGAACCUGACAGAGCUUAGAGAACUCUAUCUUAAUGGUGUAAACAUAUCGGCACAUUGGAAGGAAUGGUGCCAGGCAUUAUCAUCUUCAGUGCCUAAUCUCCAAGUGCUGAGCUUGGCAAGCUGUUAUCUUUAUGGCCCUCUUGAUUCUUCUCUGCAGAAGCUUCAGUCUCUCUCAAGCAUUCGCCUGGAUAGUAACAACUUCUCUGCUCCUGUUCUAGAAUUCCUAGCCAAUUUCUCGAAUUUGACUCAAUUGCGGCUCAGUUCUUGUGGAUUAUAUGGAACAUUUCCAGAAAAGAUCUUUCAGGUACCAACCCUUCAGAUUCUUGAUUUGUCAAACAACAAGUUGCUCCUGUGUUCUUUGCCGGAAUUCCCUCAGAAUCGAUCUCUAGGAACUCUGGUGCUCUCGGAUACAAAAUUUUCAGGGAAAGUAUCAAACUCCAUAGGCAAUCUCAAGAGGUUGACUAGGAUAGAGCUUGCAGGUUGUGAUUUCAGUGGAGCAAUUCCAAACUCGAUGGCAGACCUUACACAACUGGUUUACUUGGACUUAUCUUAUAACAAGUUUUCCGGUCCAAUCCCACCUUUUAGUUUGUCCAAGAACCUGACCCGAAUAAACCUUUCUCAUAAUUAUUUAACGGUUCCAAUUCCUUUCUCUCACUUGGAUGGUCUUGUAAAUCUAGUGACUCUUGACUUACGAGACAAUUCACUGAAUGGAAGUCUCCCCAUGCUCCUGUUUUCCCUCCCAUCACUGCAGAAGAUACAACUGAGCAACAACCAAUUUUCUGGUCCCUUGAGUAAAUUUUCAGUUGUGCCUUUUUCUGUACUGGAGACCCUUGAUUUGAGUAGCAACAAUUUGGAAGGGCCAAUACCCGUAUCUGUCUUUGAUCUCCACUGUCUUAACAUCCUUGAUCUUUCUUCCAACAAAUUUAAUGGCACUGUUUUACUAAGCAGCUUUCAGAAACUUGGAAAUCUUACCAACCUUAGUCUGUCAUACAACAACUUGUCCAUCAAUUCAAGUGUUGGUAAUCCCACUUUGCCCCGGCUGUUGAAUCUUACCACAUUAAAAUUGGCUUCUUGCAAGCUUCGAACAUUACCUGAUCUUAGCACCCAUCAAGAUUGA